Molecule: messenger RNA, 1068 nt
Organism: Daucus carota subsp. sativus
Lineage: Eukaryota; Viridiplantae; Streptophyta; Magnoliopsida; Apiales; Apiaceae
Product: nuclear transcription factor Y subunit C-2-like
Exons: 2
Coding region: 88-819 (243 amino acids)
Biological process (GO): regulation of transcription by RNA polymerase II
Cellular component (GO): nucleus
Molecular function (GO): DNA-binding transcription factor activity, RNA polymerase II-specific; protein heterodimerization activity; RNA polymerase II cis-regulatory region sequence-specific DNA binding
Source: RefSeq, a predicted model, not a curated record
CAGUAUUGCCUGCACACUCCUAUUUAACAUUGUUCUACACAUCCUUUUCUUCUCACACCCUCUCUUCUCUGCAAAUUAAACUGAGCAAUGGAUCCAUCAGAAGAUUCUAAGCAGCAACAGGGGGAAGUGAUCGAUGGCGCGGGUCAGAUGACGUACGGUGUGCCUCAGUACCAGGCUGGAGGAGGAGUUGCAACAGGCACACCUGUGGUACCUGUGUCUGCACCGAAUGGCUUGACUCCUCAGCAGCAAUAUUUUCAGCAACAGCAGCUGCGCCAAAAGGCUGAGCUCCAGCGAUUCUGGUUUAAUCAAAUGCAGGAGGUUGUGCAGACAAUAGACUUCAAGAAUCAUUGCCUCCCGCUUGCUCGUAUAAAAAAGAUCAUGAAAGCUGAUGAAGAUGUGAGGAUGAUUUCAUCAGAGGCCCCUGUCCUGUUCUCAAAGGCCUGUGAGAUGUUCAUCAUGGAACUGACUAAGCGCUCUUGGAUGCACACUGAGGAGAACAAAAGGAGGACCCUCCAGAAGAGUGAUAUUGCUUCUGCAAUAGCAAAGACUGAUAUCUACGAUUUCCUGGUUGACAUCAUUCCAAGAGAUGAGGUGAAGGAAGAAGGUCCUAGUGUCGCCAGGGCUGCAAUUCCGCUGCUUGCCCCACCUCCUGAGCCUCUUCCGUAUUACAUGGUUCCCCAGCAGCAGGAGCAUGCUGUGGGACAAGAAGUGUUUUAUCCUGAUGAGCACCCCCGCCCGCCCUCACCGCCAUCCCCAUCCGCACCAUACCUGCCCUGGGAGUCUCCCCAACCUGAAAAUGAGGAGGAAAAUGACGACUGAGAAUGACGCUGAGUUUCCGUUCUGGUCUGUCCCCGUAGCGUGUCGAGAGUUUCUGUUCUAGUCUGUCUCAGUAGCAAGUCGUGAAAUUUCCUGCUUUCAAUAAGUUGUCUAAGUAGCAUAAGUAUUGCAACUCUAAGUUCCGUGCAGGGCAUGUUAGAACUGUAUGAUGAGUUGCACCUUUCUCCUUUGUAGUUGUCCUUUCUGUACUUCUCUAUCAGUAAAAUAAAAGUUGAAGAUGUCGUUUAUGUA